Messenger RNA from Gossypium raimondii (Peruvian cotton), 1312 nucleotides. Its product is annotated as fructose-bisphosphate aldolase, cytoplasmic isozyme 1. Gene Ontology annotation, molecular function: fructose-bisphosphate aldolase activity. The record is from RefSeq and is a predicted model, not a curated record. The coding region runs from base 106 to 1179 and encodes 357 amino acids. Gene Ontology annotation, biological process: glycolytic process; fructose 1,6-bisphosphate metabolic process. The transcript has 3 exons. Lineage: Eukaryota; Viridiplantae; Streptophyta; Magnoliopsida; Malvales; Malvaceae. Gene Ontology annotation, cellular component: cytosol.
AUAUUCCUUACCACCUCAUCUAUAUAAGAGUGCUACCCCUUUGGAUUUGCUUUUGUAUUUUCCUCUUGUUAUUAUCCAUUAUAUCUUCCUCCCCACCCUUAAACCAUGUCGGCUUUUGUUGGCAAGUAUGCAGAGGAGUUGAUCAAGAACGCCAAGUACAUCGCCACGCCAGGCAAAGGUAUUUUGGCGGCGGACGAGAGCACAGGCACCAUCGGGAAGCGUCUCUCGAGCAUCAACGUCGAGAACAUCGAGUCCAAUCGCCAAGCCCUCCGCGAGCUCCUUUUCACCUCUCCCAACGCAUUAUCCUGCCUCUCCGGUGUCAUUCUUUUCGAGGAAACACUUUACCAGAAAACAUCUGACGGGAAACCCUUCGUUGAAAUCCUCGAAGAGAACAAUGUCAUUCCAGGUAUCAAGGUCGAUAAGGGCACCGUUGAGAUAGCCGGCACCAAUGGCGAGACCACCACUCAAGGGUUUGACUCCUUGGGUGCGCGUUGUCAGCAAUACUAUAAAGCUGGUGCCCGUUUCGCCAAAUGGCGUGCGGUGCUCAAGAUCGGUCCCAACGAGCCAUCCGAGUUGGCGAUCCAGCAGAACGCGCAGGGUUUGGCUCGUUAUGCCAUCAUUUGUCAGGAAAAUGGGCUCGUCCCCAUUGUUGAGCCUGAGGUGCUAACUGAUGGCCCUCAUGAUAUUAAAAAAUGUGCCGCUGUCACUGAAACCGUGCUUGCCGCUGUUUACAAGGCGCUGAAUGAUCACCAUGUUUUACUCGAGGGCACCCUUUUGAAGCCCAACAUGGUCACUCCAGGUUCUGACAGCCCAAAGGUGGCACAAGAGGUGAUUGCGCAAUACACAGUAACCGCACUUCGCCGAACCGUUCCACCGGCAGUGCCGGGGAUUGUGUUCUUAUCAGGAGGCCAAAGCGAGGAAGAGGCGACGCAGAAUCUGGAUGCGAUGAACAAACUGGAAGUGUUGAAGCCAUGGACGCUGUCAUUCUCGUUCGGGCGAGCCCUGCAACAGAGCACGCUCAAGACAUGGGCGGGGAAGAAGGCGAAUGUUGGGAAAGCGCAAGAAGCGUUUUUAUCGAGAUGCAAAGCGAAUUCGGAGGCCACGCUGGGGAAAUACAGCGGAGGCAGUGCGGGUGGAUUGGCUUCAGAGAGCUUGUUUGUUAAGGGUUACAAGUAUUAAAGCAUUCAUAUGUUUGUUUGGGAGUUGGUUGAAUUUCUCAUCUAAUGGGGUGGUCUUGUACUAUAUAUGUUUUUAUUCCUACGACUCACUAAUUUCUGCUGUCAACUUAAUAUAUACUCUAUUUUUCAACCAA